AUGGACGGCUACACAGCGGCGCUGACAGGCAUGGAGAGCGGAGAGCGGGGGCCGGGUCCACAGCUGCCAGGCAAGCCCUGGGGUGCCCGGGUGUGGAAGCUGUGUGGGGCUCUGGCACUUCUGGCUCUGUGUGGGGUCGCUGCCCUGCUGUUCCUCUGUCACAGUCAGACUCAAGCGCAUGGAAUAGAAAACAAUGAGCACCAGCAGCACUUAAAACACAUAUCUACAAAUGUGAGGGCUGCCAUUCAUUUGCAUGGCGAAUUCAACCCCGAGGUCCGUAACAGCUCUGUGCUCUGGAGAGAUGGGGAUGGACAUUCUUUCUUCCAGGGGGGGCUUAGACUGGUAAACAAUGAGAUCAUCAUUCCCCAAAAUGGCCUGUACUUUGUCUAUAGCCAGGUCUCGUUCCGGGUUUUAUGCAGCUCUUCAGGCGGGCAUACGAACCGACCAAUUAGUCACACGAUCAUGCGCUGGUCAGAUGCCUACAAUGACCGGAAGCCCUUGCUCAGUGCAAUAAGAACAACAUGCCAGAGAGAUGCUGAGAGCAAUGGCAGAAGCAAAAGUUGGUAUAAUGCAGUAUACAUGGGGGCGGUCUUUAGUUUAGAGAGAGAGGACAGACUGUGGACAGAGACCAAUCUGCUGAAAGAUGUGGAUGGGGAAGAUGAGAAAACAUUUUUUGGCGUGUUUGCACUGUGAGACGGAGACAGGGACACCCCCCAACUAAAUAGAGGGAAACUAACAUUUAAAAUGGUAAAACCUGAGACUUAAGCUGUGAGAUUGUGAUGAGAGACAUGACAUUUAAAUACCUGUGUCAGAUUGAUUAUUUUGCACAUCAUUAAUUUAGUGAUGCACUGUUAUAGUCAGGGUAAGACUGAAAUGAAAGAAAUUGUUUUAUGUUAAAACACAAACAUUUUUUAAGCUCAACAUUUAAAGUU
Messenger RNA from Conger conger (European conger), 932 nucleotides. RefSeq names its product tumor necrosis factor b (TNF superfamily, member 2) (gene tnfb). The coding region runs from base 1 to 693 and encodes 230 amino acids. Gene Ontology annotation, molecular function: tumor necrosis factor receptor binding. Gene Ontology annotation, biological process: immune response. The record is from RefSeq and is a predicted model, not a curated record. Gene Ontology annotation, cellular component: membrane. The transcript has 4 exons. NCBI's taxonomy places the organism in Eukaryota, Metazoa, Chordata, Actinopteri, Anguilliformes, Congridae.